This is a messenger RNA of Meloidogyne enterolobii, 2940 nucleotides long. The record is from the annotation of a GenBank genome assembly. Lineage: Eukaryota; Metazoa; Nematoda; Chromadorea; Rhabditida; Meloidogynidae.
UUUAAAUUUUGACGUUCUUUUUCCCUCCAAUUUUCACAAUUAUAUCGGGUUUUUUGAUUGCCUUAUUGCAGAAUGUGCCUAUCAUAUGGGUGCUGAAUUUGAAAAGCUUUUAGAAGAUUUUUCUUUUGGAAACGAAUUUAUUUGUUCCUCAGAUAAUAUUAAAUGUCUUUCACGUUUUUUACCUCGUCCGCCAAUAUUUUCUAUUCCUUUAGAAGAGGAUAAUUUAAAUUUAUAUGGUAAAAAUAAUCAAGAAUCUUUAAGUUGGUUAAGGAUACAUAGGUGUUAUUUAAUUAUAAGUAUGGCUUUUGGCAUUUCAAAUCGAUUGGAGAAUUUAAUUGGAUUUUUUGCACUUUGGAUGGCAAAAAGUCAAGAAGAUAUUAGUUACAAUAAUAGUAAAACAAAUCAAUUUACCAAUAACUCAUCAAAUGAUCUCUCAAUUAUUCUUGAAAAACAAUUAUUUAUUGGCCAUUCAGAAAACGAAAUUUAUACAGAUUUAAAUAUUUUUCAAACUUUAUUUUCUGUGGUCAUUGGAAUGCAAAUACGAGAAUUACUUAUUAAAUCAAUUAAAAAUAAUGAUUUUGAAUUAAUAAAUAAAUAUAAAAUAAAAUUCGAGGUUUUGAGUUUUCCUUUCAGAAAUUUCAGUCAAAAACCUAAAGAAAAUGAAUUAAUUUGGAAAAGUAUUAAAAGGAAUUUUCCUCCAUUAAAUGAAUUAAACAGGCCAAAUUGGUACUCAUUUAUUUUGAGUGGGGCUGAAGAAAAGUUUAAUUUAAAUGAAUUAACAGAAUUAAAUAAAAAUAAUUUACAAGUAUUUCCUUCAGAAAAUUACAAAUUUCGAUUAAAUAAUUUUGAGGAUAUUUUGAUUAUGCAGUAUUUAUCUACUGAAUUCCCGAUAGUUAAUUUGCCUCCUCCAAUAAUUCAAAUGCGUUUAGAACUUGUUCCUGAAGAAUUUUGUUGUUGUAAUCGACAAACUUUUACCUCAAAAAAUUUAAACAAAAAUACUAAAAAUAAUAUACUAAUUGAACAUUUUGAUGAAAUUGGAAAAUUUUCUUUGAAAAUAAAUGAAAAUAAUUUAAUUAAAGAAAAAGAAGAAAAAAAUAUUUGUAAAAUAAAAGAAAUUGAUGAAUUAGAAAUAUUAGCUGAGGAAAUUCGUUCAGGGAUUAAACGGUUAGAAUUACUUGAAGAAGAAACAAAUUUAAUAAAUGGAAAGGAAAUGGGAAAUUUACCCGCAACUGGGGGUAUCAACGAAAUAAAUAAAUCAGUAAAACAACAAAAGAAUAUUCGCCCGAAACAUCAAUUAAAACCAAAUAAAAAAUUAUCAAAAAUAAAUAAAAAUAAAAGACAGUCAAUAACUCAAAGUGAUUUAGAAAAGAAACAAAAAACAUAUUCAGCUUUUCUUUCAUUUUUACUUAAACAAAAAGGUAUUGAAGGAAGUGAAGAAUUAACAACAACAACAACAGAACCACUAAAAAGUAGUAGUGAAAUAAAUAAUAAUUAUUAUUCUACAAAUAAUUCUGUUUAUUCUUCUGAAAGUAGAAGUUCUUUAAAUUCUAAUAAAGAAAGAAGAAAAAAUAAAAAAUUAAAUUAUUCGGCAAAAUUAAAUGAAGAAGAAGAAAGUUCAACAAGUAAUUGGGCUUCUGAAGAGGAAGAAGAAGAAAAAAAUAUUUUUGAAAAGGAAUUAACAAAGGAACAACUUUUACAGGAAAUGAAUAAAGUUGGAAAACAUUUGGAAUGGAUAUGGGCACAGAUUGGAGGAAGAAUAAAUGAAGAAAAUGUUAAUGGGGAAGAUUAUGAUAAUGAAGAAGUUGAUGAAGGGGAGGAUAAGGAAGAGGGAAUUUUAGAAAGAAAAGAUAAUAGUUAUGAUCAAGAAUUGUUGGAAAAUGAAGAACAUUUUAUUGAAAAUAAAAAAGAUAAAGAAGAAAUACUACAAGAACCAAAUGAACAAAAAUUCUCAUCUGAAGAAGAAUUUUCAGAUAAAAAUUUACAAAUAAAACAAUUUAAAAUGCCCGAAAUAAGAAUAAAAAGUAAUGUAGACUUUUCAAUUCCUUCGUUAAUUGAAGAAGAAAAAAGUUAUGAAUUGAGAGAAUUGGAAGAAAUUGAGGACAUUGGAUUAAAUUCAAAUAAUAUUUCCUUGAAAGCCGAAGAAAUUAAACAAGCAUCAGGUCAAUUAUCAAGUUCUUCAGGCUAUCAUCAUCAUCACUCCUCUUGUUCUUCUUCAGAAAAUUUGGCAAGGAAAAAUGAUAGUUUAAUUAAUAAAUCUUUUCAAAAUUGGUCGAUACCUCCAAAUAUUCAACCUAUGGAUUUUAGUAGAUUAGAUAUUGAUAGUGACGAGGAAAGAAAUUCUGGUGGGAAAACAAUAAAUAAAUGGACGGAUAUUGAGGUUUAUCCAAGAGAGAUUUUAAAAGAAAAAACACCCCUUAUUAUUAACGAAAAAAUGCAGACUAAACAAAAAACAACUUUAAAGAAUAAAUGGAGACCACCAAGUUGGCUUAGAUUAUUACCCCCUUUUGAUGGAACAAUUAGAACAGAAAGGAUUUCUUGUGGUAAAAUAACUGCAGAAAGGCAACUUCUUCAAUUGAAUUUGGAUAGAGGCCAUCAACGAACAUUUUUGGAUAUUGCUGCUAAAAAUAGAGAAUCUUUAAAAAGGCUAAAAAAGAAGGAAAAAGGAGAAGAAAUAAUUAAAGUUUCAACAAAUAAAGAAAUAAAAGAAGAACAAUCUAAACAAAAUUUUCCAGAACAAUCCUCAAUUUAUGAUAGUGGUAUUGCUUUAGAUCAAACAGCAAAUACAUCAAGAUACCAACAAGAGUUUUUGUUAUAUUCCGUUGAAUUGUGUGAAGAAGAAAUUGAAAUAAUGAGACAAAUGGCUAAACAGACAUAAAUAAAUAUAAAAUAAUUUUUUAAACUAAAAUGUUUGACUAAAAAUAAUUUUAUUACAAAAUAUAA